AUGCCCAAGCUUCGCUUUGGCUCUCUCGACGUGCGUGCGACCGUUGCAACCCUCCAGCAAUCUAUCGUUGGGCUCCGCCUUCAGAACGUUUACGAUGUCAACUCUAGGACAUACCUCUUCAAGUUCUCGAAGCCUGACAGGAAGGAGAUGGUUCUUAUCGAGUCCGGUAUCCGCAUGCAUACAACACUUUACAUUCGUGAUAAAUCCAUUACUCCCUCUGGAUUCUGCAUCAAGAUUCGCAAGCACUUGAGGACAAGGCGACUGACGGGCGUCAAGCAGUUGGGAUCAGACCGCAUUGUUGACUUUGAGUUUGGCGCAGACGACUUGAACAACACAUACCACAUUAUCGCCGAAUUUUAUGCUGCGGGAAACUUGAUUUUGACGGAUGGCCACUAUAAGAUUUUGUCGAUUCUGCGUGUGGUUCAGCCCAACGAGAAGGUCAGGAUGGCGGUCGGAGAGACCUAUGAUGUCGGCGCAUUGACUCGCAGCUUUGAACCCAUUCAGAAGGAGCAUCUGGUCCAAGUGUUGCGGGAGGCAGGACCCAAGGAUAUUUUGAAGAAGAUUCUCAACACAAAGCUCUUUUACGGCCCUGCGCUCACGGAACAUGCGAUCGUCAAGGCCGAUCUGGUGCCAAACAUGGUGGUAUCAUCAGGAUUCGACACCUCAGAUGGAUCACCGCAUCUGGAUGCUCUGUUCAAAUCACUUCAGGAAGCUGAUAACAUCAUUGAAAAUGGAGGUGCUGUCGACAAGAAAGGAUACAUCAUCUUGCUCAACCAUAAGAAGAAGAAUCCAGACGAUCCAGACGAGAAGGAACUUGUCACAUAUGACGAAUUCCACCCAUACCUCUUUGCUCAGCACGAAUCGCUGACGUUCAAGGAGUACGAGUCAUUUGAUGCUGCUGUCGAUGAGUUUUUCUCAGCAGUUGAGAGCCAACGUUUGGAGGUCAAGAAGCGUGCCCAGGAGGACCAUGCACAAAAGAAGCUGGACAGUGUCAGAAUGGAGCAUCUCAGUCGAGUGCGAGGACUGGAGGAAGCCCAACAGAUGAACGUCAUGCGGGCAGAGUUGAUUGAGGCCAAUCUGGAGAUGUGCGACCAGGCCAUUAUGAUUAUCCGCAAUGCGGUCGCGACUGGCAUGGACUGGAAGGAUCUUGCCGAUCUGGUCGAGGAGGAGAAGAAGCACGGAAACCCCAUUGCCCUAAUGAUCGAUACCCUCAAGCUGGAGUCAAACCAUGUCUGCGUCAUCCUCAGCGAUCCAUACGAGGAAGAGGAAGAAGAGGAUGAGGAGCAGGAGGACGACGACCAGGACGAUCAGGAAGCCGAGGACCGCCAUCAGCCGAAGGCCAAGGCGACAGUACUAAUUGAUUUGGACAUCUAUUUGACGGCGUUUGCGAACGCUCGCAAGUACUACGACGUCAAGAAGCAGUCGGCCAUCAAGCAGGAAAAGACGCUGGCCCAUGCAUCCAAGGCGUUUAAGAGUGCGGAGAAGAAAAUUCGACAGCAGUUGCAGGAGGUCAAGAUUACGACUUCGAUCCAGCGUGCCCGCAAGCCCUACUGGUUCGAGAAGUUCAUGUGGUUCAUCACCUCGGAGAACUACCUGGUCAUUGCAGGACGCGAUGCACAGCAGAACGAGAUGAUUGUCAAGAGAUACAUGAAGAAGGACGACAUAUAUGUCCAUGCAGAUAUCCACGGUGCGGCGACUGUCUUGAUCAAGAAUCCAUCUGACAAGGAGCCUGUCCCUCCCAGCUCGAUUUACCAGGCUGGUAUCAUGUCUGUCUGUCAGAGCAAGGCCUGGGAUUCCAAGAUUGUAACGUCCGCCUACUGGGUGCGAGCAGAUCAAGUCAGCAAGUCGGCCCCUACCGGAGAGUACCUGACUACCGGCAGUUUCAUGAUCCGCGGCAAGAAGAACUUUUUGCCACCUGUGCAGUUGGUCUACGGAUUCGGACUAUUGUUCAAGCUGGAUGAAUCGUCGAUUGGCAACCACUUGCAUGAGAGACGUGCUCCCAGGAUCGAGGAUGGCGAGGGUGAGGAAAUUACCGAUGCUGUCUCGGAGAAGAACAAUGCCGAUGCUGUGGAGUCAGCCGAUCAGCAACAGGAGGAUGCCAAGGAGGAUCAAAACGAGGCCGAUGAGGUUCUGGGAGGUUCGGAUGGCUCUGACGAAGAGGACAAUGAGGAGGAAACGCAGGGUGCCACAGGCGACAAAUCCGCCGAGGAGACCGAGGAGAGUGCAGUUCAGGAGAAAUCGGACGCUCAGGGCGACAAGUCAGGUUCGGAUAGUGAGGAUGAAUCCGAGGCUGCUGAGUCGUCUGAUGAAGAGUUCCCCGAUACUCAGAUUCAGUUUGCAGCUAAGACGAACAAGGAACAACCCAAGCAGCCUGCCCAGAGAGCUGUUCCUGCAGCCGACAAGUAUGCACUUCAGGACUACGGCGACGACAGCAACGACGAGGGCGAUAAGGGCGACGAUACAUCUUCGCUUGCAUCCUCUGACCGGGUUCCUCAAAAGUCGGCCUACAUCACUGCGAAGAUGCGCCGUGACAUGAAGAAGGGCAAACUUCCAGGACAAGGUGGUCAGGAUGAAAACCGCGACACCAACUCACCGCCUCCUACCCGCCCUGCUCCUGCCAAGAAGCCUCAGCAAGACCACCAGAAGAAGGGCACUGCGACCCCUGCGGCUCCUGCUGCUCCUGCGGCGUCGGCUCGUGGCAAGAAGGGCAAGGCCAAAAAGAUCAAGGAGAAGUAUGCUGAUCAGGAUGAAGAAGAACGCCAGCUUCGUCUUGAACUCCUUGCCCCUGACAAGGGACCUCAGUUGAAGGGCAAGCGUGCAAAGAAGGAAGCGGAGAAGAAGGCGGAGAAGGCGGCGCUUGUAGAGAAGAGACGUUUGCAGCAAGAAGAGUUUGAAAAGUCUCGACCUGCCAAGGGUGGUAACAAGGGUGGCAACAAGAGCGGCAGGAAGCCCGAAGGAGACUUUAAGGGACGGGAUGCUGCUGCUACUGCUGUGACCGAUGCUGUGGAGGAUCCCGAGGCUAUUGCUCCUCCUAUGGACGCGAAUGCGAACGAGGAUGAGGUGGAGGAAGUCCGCCGCCUGCUGCAGGAGGAGAACAUCAAGAUGUUGGAGCCCGAGGAGUCUGAGAACCUGACGGUCUUAGAUGGCUUGACUGGAAAGCCAUUGCCGACAGAUAUUUUGCAGUUUGCUAUCCCUGUCUGCGCACCCUAUGGAGCGCUGCAGAAGUUCAAGUACAAGGUCAAGUUGAUUCCUGGAACGAUGAAGAAGGGCAAGGCUGUCAAGACGGCGAUCAACCACUUUUUGGUCAACAUCAAUGGCAACAACUCUUCGUCGUCUUCUUCGUCUGAGCGCGCUGCUGUCGAGGGUGGAUUGAGCGGAGCUGAGCUCCGUGAGGCUGAGGCGGCGUUGGAGGCGCGUGAGAAGGAGUUGAUCAAGAUGGUCAAGGACGAGGAGUCCAUUAAUGCGAUGAUUGGAAAGAGCAAGGUGUCUGCACCUGGUGUGGAGGCGUCCAAGAAGAAGAGCGGAGGUGGUGGUGGAAAGGGACGCAAGUAG
Messenger RNA from Linnemannia hyalina, 3552 nucleotides. The record is from the annotation of a GenBank genome assembly. NCBI's taxonomy places the organism in Eukaryota, Fungi, Mortierellomycota, Mortierellomycetes, Mortierellales, Mortierellaceae.